AACAAACCGAUCAGCUAGCUAGCACUGUUUCUAAUAAACCUGGACUCUAUGCGAUAUUUAAUACAUUAACACCUCAACAGACAAUGUUACAGUUGUACGUGGAUGUCAGGUAGACGAAAUCAGGCUGUAGUAAAGUGAAAGUUCACAACGCAUUACCAUGUCAAGGAAGCAGUCAGGGAAGCCUGUACGUGGGAAUAAGAAAUGCGACCUGGAGAGAAAGAGGGAUGAACGGGCCGCACGCAGGGCUUUGGCGAAAGAUCGGAAAAAUAGGCCACCAGGAGAAGAUGAAGGAGAGGAAUUCUUCAGCUUCUCCAACCAGCUCAAAGCCCUCGGCCUCAAACUGAGGGAGGUUCCUGGAGAUGGAAACUGUUUGUUCCGAGCUCUUGGGGACCAGCUGGAAGGACACUCGCGAGGUCAUCUCCACCUACGCCAGGAAACUGUUCAGUAUAUGCUGUCCCACCAGCAGGACUUUGAGCCAUUUGUGGAGGAUGAUGUGCCAUUCACUAAGCACGUGUCAGACCUUACACAGCCAGGCACGUUUGCAGGCAAUGAUGCAAUAGUGGCCUUUGCUCGCAGCCAACAAGUGAAAGUGGUCAUCCAUCAGCUGAAUGCACCUCUGUGGGAGAUAAAUGGGUCUGAGAAGCCUUCAUGUCAGGAGCUUCAUAUAGCAUACCGCUAUGGGGACCACUACGACAGUGUUCGACAUAUUGCAGACAACUCUGAAAGCCCUGCCAGUCUCCGGAUUUCUAAUCUAAAUAAUUCAGGACGGUUUGGUGACGGUCAGAAGGACAAGCAGAGAGCCCCCUCCCCCUGCCUUUCUCCCUCUGAUGAGGAGGACGUGAUCCUGAAUUCCCUUAAGACCAACAUGAAUGUGUGUCAAUCAAGUGCCGCUUCAGAAAAGUGGCAUUCAGACUGGUUGGAGUCCGAGCUGAGAAAUCAAUCACAACAUGAGUCCGAUAAAGAAAAACAUACUCAGCCUCAAAGCACCCAAGCGGAAUGUAAGGAUAACAUACCACCUACAGAGAGCAGCAAUCCUGCCAAACCCAAGCUUUCAAAUAAACAACGGAAAGAGCAACAGCGUCUAGAAAAGAAGAAGAGGCAGGAAGAAAGACACAGACAGAAAGUUCUACAAAGCAAGGGUUCAAACGACCAGAAUCAGAAUCUUCCUGACCCCGUCACCCUUGUGCCAGCUCUCAACACUCUAAGUAUCUAAAACACUGCAAUGGUGAAAUCUGCUGCUUUUAAUCACCCAACUAGUGGAACAGUUCUAGACUGUAUUCUGAGGUGAUACUGGUAAAGUGCAUGGGAAUAUGUGUUCCUUCCUAAAUGCUGCCUAUUAAAUAACAUGGUAUUCUCUAUUUAGGGUAAACUUUAGCCUUUACUGGUAUUUGCUACUGGUGCAAAUUCCAUAGUAAAUUUUUUUGCAGUUCGCUCUCUUAUUGACAACCAAUUGUCACAAAUGGGGAAUAUUAUUAUGUUAAGGUUGAUGCUGGUUUCAUAUAAAAAGGUUUUGAUUAAUGAUUUGUAAGGAAUUCAUUUUUGCUUCUCAUAAAAGCUGUUAAUCAUGAUUGAAAUGUAUUGUCUUUGGUUUAAUUUUUUAAAUCUACCAAGAGAUGGUUUACUAUCAUUAUAUUUUUGCAAAGUGCAAUCUUAUAUUUGUAUCUUAACUAGCUUGGUUUGCUUUGGUAAUUUCUGAUAAAUAAUUGUUUAUUUAAUGCUGAAUGGUUUGAGAAAUUGUUCUAUACGUCUUAGGCAAAAGUUUGGACUCCCUUGGUGCAAUUCCAUAUUUUAUUGAUGUUCUUUGACUUUUGCAGUUAAUUCAUAGCUACUGUUUUGUUAAUACAAUUUAAAUAUUGGCAAAUAAUAAAACAUGAAAUUUUGUAUGUGCCAAAGUUAUGAAACGAUUAAACUUUUGUUGUUAUUUUUCCCAACACUUAUAAGACUUCUAAAAUUCAGCAAAUAAAAAGAAA
Molecule: messenger RNA, 1970 nt
Organism: Trichomycterus rosablanca
Lineage: Eukaryota; Metazoa; Chordata; Actinopteri; Siluriformes; Trichomycteridae
Gene: otud3
Product: OTU deubiquitinase 3
Exons: 8
Coding region: 158-1213 (351 amino acids)
Biological process (GO): protein K48-linked deubiquitination; protein stabilization; protein K6-linked deubiquitination
Molecular function (GO): cysteine-type deubiquitinase activity
Source: RefSeq, a predicted model, not a curated record